Molecule: messenger RNA, 1053 nt
Organism: Pestalotiopsis fici W106-1
Lineage: Eukaryota; Fungi; Ascomycota; Sordariomycetes; Amphisphaeriales; Sporocadaceae
Exons: 2
Coding region: 1-1053 (350 amino acids)
Cellular component (GO): membrane
Molecular function (GO): palmitoyl-(protein) hydrolase activity
Source: RefSeq, a predicted model, not a curated record
AUGCACUCCAUUCGCCAGCGCGCCGUGACAGCGCUGCAUAUCAGACCCGUUGUUCAAUCACCACUCACCACGCCUCCUCCUCCUCGCAUUGUGUCCAUCACAUGCAGGCGGCACUUUCACCUCGAGGGUCUCGCUCUCGCCCCACUUUACUUUGGCGGCCUCUUCGUCGCGCUCUGGACGUGGAAGUGCUGCAUGCUGGUCACGUUCCAGAAUAAAAUCAUUUACAUGCCGGGCCUGCCGCCAAACGCCCGCUCGGAAAAGAUCGAGGACUACGCCAGCCGCUGUGCGGGCAUCUCCUGGCGCGAGGAGAGGAUUCGUGCCGCCGAUGGUAAUGCAUCGUCCACCCCACCGCGGCUUCCAGACAUCUCGUCAACCUUGGCAAUGCUGAAGAGGAAUUUGCAUGAUGAUUCGAGAAGCGUCAGACUGACCUUUGUCUGUCUGAGCUACCGCGGCUACUGGACCUCAAAGGGUCGGCCCACCGAGAAGGGCAUUAGACUCGAUGCUUUAUCAGCUCUGGACUGGAUAUCGCGGCAACAUCGAAAUGGUAAAAAUAUCGACAGCAAAGCCCUGGCUAUCCCAACGGACAGAACUGGCAGGCUUGUGCUUUGGGGCCAGUCCAUCGGCGCCGGUGUGGCUACAAAUUUGGCAGCCGAGGCUUCGGUGCCACAGAACCUCGAGUUGGACUCCAUCAUCCUCGAAACGCCCUUUACGUCCAUUCGUGCCAUGCUCGAGGUGUUGUAUCCACAGAAAUGGCUCCCCUAUAAAUACCUGUGGCCAUUUCUGCGUAAUCAGCUGGACAGCUGGAAGAAUUUUGGCUUGAUAUCAGAGAGGUAUUACAAGGGCAAGGCAAGGCCGAGAAUGCUCAUACUUGAGGCGGCCAAGGACGAACUCGUGCCUGCAGCCUUGAGCCAGAAACUAUAUGAUAGAGCCGAAGCUCUGGAGAUACCCGUUGAGAGAAAAGCUGUCGAAAGUGCAUUUCACAACGAUACCAUGUUUAGAGCAGAAGGGCGAAGGGCAGUCUCCGAUUUUCUCGCGAGGCGCAUUCGCGAAUAA